Ascochyta rabiei is the source of this 1170-nucleotide messenger RNA. RefSeq lists its product as uncharacterized. The coding region runs from base 1 to 1170 and encodes 389 amino acids. The record is from RefSeq and is a predicted model, not a curated record. Lineage: Eukaryota; Fungi; Ascomycota; Dothideomycetes; Pleosporales; Didymellaceae. The transcript has 2 exons.
AUGGGCAGGCUGCUGCUUACGAGCGGGCAGGUGUCUGUCAUCCUGUCUGCCAUGAUCGUCUUCGCUUUCACGUUCGCCCUCUUCCUCUCUGGCUACGUGCUCCAACAGCGCUACGUCCACAACCUCCAAGCGGCGAUAAAGCCGCGCUUGCCGAAACCUCUGCCUGUGCCCAGAGCAAUGGAGGCGCCGAGGCUGGAUGAGAAAUGGGCGCGGCCCCUGGACGUGAGGCCUGAGGCGGAGGACACCAUGGCGCAGUACAUGGGCGGGCAGGAACUGGACUGGAGCCGGCUGGGCUAUGUGCAGGUGGUGAGGGAACACGUGGAGCUGUGCAGCGCAGUGAUGCUGCUGUCGGACCUGCACAGGAUGAAGAGCCCGGCGAGGAGGGUGCUCCUGUUCCCGAAGCUGUGGCUGCACGAGGCAGAUGCGGAUGGAUACAGCGCGGAGAUGUCGACAAGCAGACGACUGCUGGGCACGGCGGCGCGAAGGUACGGGGUGACGCUGAUACCGAUGGAGCCCAUGCUCGAUGGCGCAGACAGUGCCUUGCCCUCGUCGUACUCGCUCGCCAGCCUGUACUCGUUGGUCGAGUACGAGCGGCUCCUCUACCUGCAAGGGCCCGGGGUGCUGCUCGAUGCAUCGUCGCUGGACUCGUUGCUGGCCUUCUCCCGGUCCGAGCCGAUGGCAGCGUACCCAGCGACGUCCGAGAGGAAGGACAUGUCCAUGUCGCUGUUGAUGAUUCACCCCACGCAAGCCAGCUUCCAGCAGUUGAAGGCGUUGCGCACAAGCAAGCCAGCCUCGGACCUCGAGCUCUUCCGGGAGACGUUUGCGGUGCCCGGGUCACUGAUGUCAGAGUGGUCGCUGUCCAUGGGCCAUGUCGUGUACGAGUCGCAGAAGCUGCGGGCAGCAGGUGACGGGUUCAAUGCCACUGCAUUUGAGCAGUCGACGACGUUUGUGCGUCUGUGGGACCCCGAGAUGCCAGGGCCAGAGUACGACGUGCCGUACUCGACGCGGGCGAAGCUGCGGCCGCAGAACGAGCAGGCGCAGGAGGCGUGGAGCAAGCUGUACGAGGGGUUUCGGCAGCGGCGCAUGGAGGUGUGUGGGCUGGACCUCGAGUACUACUCGCCGUUGGUGCUGACGGGGCUGGCGGCGGGCGGCGCGAGUGAGGAGCUGUGA